GGUCUCCGGAGGACCGAGGAAGCCGGUGGCUGGAGGCAAGAGGCGACAGCAGGGAACCUGGGCUCGAGCCUUCUCAGUGAUGACCCUCCUCAUUUGGAACAGCUCACCCCUGCAUAUCUGGACCACCCCCUCCUGCCCGUAAAAACAUGGCUCUUCAGAAAGGCAUUUGGAGAUGAGAACCCUGUGAAGUAGGUUGGGCUGGGAGAAAAUGACUGGCCCAAAAUCACCCGGUGAACUUCCAUGGGCUGAAGGUGGAUGAGAACAAGGAGGUCUUAUUAAGAUGUAUUUGGGAACUUCACAGGUUCUCAAGCUAAGUUGGAAAAUGUGGCAUUAGGCAUAUUAAAAACAAAAGUGGUGUUCCAUAUCUGCAUCUAUAGUCACUCUGGGGUUUUUUUGCUGGAAAAAUGUAACAGACGGAUAACUGUCAAUAAAUUAAUAGAGUACAUGGAGGUGCAUGCCAUGCACCUGCACAUAUAUUUUAUUCAUCUUACUUAUUGAGUGCACAUUACACUAAGUCAUCCUACUCAGUGAAUGGGGCUGUGCUCUUUACUAUCUUAGACCUGUCCCACAAGGCCAAUCAAGGUCCCAAGCUUGCCUAAAAUUUCAUGUGUCAUACAAACUCUUCCUGGUUAGCAGAACUUAGAAUUUGAACCAAAGUUUCAAAUUCCAGUUCCUCUUAAUAGAAAGUGACAGUCUGGGUUCACAGGACAGGCUCAAACUUAAGUAAGCCUUGGGGCUUGAUUAAAGGGCCAUAUGGGAUGGGAUGAGCUCCAACUACCCAAUUAAUUAUACAAGGUGACUUAACAUUUGUGUAAAUGCACAAUCAAGUAAUGAGAGGCACUCCAUUUGGUGGUGGAUACUUUCCACUUUUGCACUUCACUUUUGUCCAGUGUGAGUCAAGUGUUCAUUAAUAUAGAAAUAUUCUCAAAACACAUACCUUUGUUUGGAUGGUGGAAGUUCUGAUGAUUAAGUGUUGGUUCAUACCUAGCUUUCCCCCGCCUGUUCUGUCUUCCACAGAUAGCACUCCUUAAGUCAUAUUCUCCAAGACUUCCUAAGAAACAGAAACUACCAGAAGGAACAGAUGACAGAGUGGAUACACAGUUACCCAGGUGCCCCAAUAUGCCUUUUCUGGACUGGUUCCUCUACCACUCAGUUGCCAUGUGGUUGCUCCUCCAGAGUUUUGUUCUGAUGGCCUUUUGUUUUCACUCAGCCACCACUUUUCCCAAGGGGUGCUACCCCUCCACUGAAGAUGGCUUCAAAACUUUCCGCUGCAGUAAAGCUCAACUUACAGUUAUCCCAAAAGAUAUACCCAAUGAUACCAACAAGUUAUAUUUGGAUUAUAACCAGAUUUCUUUCCUGCCUAAUGACGCCUUCCAACAUUUGCCACUUCUGGUAGAACUAGACUUGUCCCACAAUGUCAUAAGUCGCAUGGAAGUUGGAGUCUUUAGGGGCUUGUCAGAGAACCUGCAUUCACUGGACUUGUCUUCUAACAAGUUAGUAUCAGUCAAUAAAGAUGUCUUCAGUGCAUUAAAAGCCAAAGCCAACUUAUCCAACAAUCCUUGGCUCUGUGACUGCACGCUCCAGCAGCUCAUUGAGAGAGUAGAGCUGGUUGCUGGUACCUCUGAUGGGAUUGUGUGUGAUGCCUCUGAGCGGAAGGAGCACAUUGGCAAGCCUUUUCUACAGUUGAUUGGAGACAUAGAUUUCUGCAACAUCUAUAAAAGGACCACAGACAUCGCCAUGCUAGUCACCAUGUUCGGCUGGUUCGCCAUGGUGAUCUCAUAUUUAAUCUACUAUGUCCGGCAGAAUCAAGAGGAUGCCCGACGACACUUAGAGUAUCUCAAGUCCUUGCCCAGCAAGCAGAAGAAGUCAGAAGAGUCAUCUACCAUUAGCACUGUAGUGUGACCAAAAUUAAAAACCAAAACCGUCUCACUCUUCCACAUCCCCAGUAAACUAUUGUCCAUUGGAGUAGAUAGGUUUUACAUCUACUUCAGGUGGAUCAUGUCUGCUAGAUGCUUGAAUGCACAAUGGCUGAAGAGACUGUUAUUUAAAAAGAAUGAAAUUUUUAAAAGACUUAAGGAGGUAAGGCCUUGCUUAUAUAAAAGGCCUCUCUUACUUUCAUUCCUGAGCAAUGAAAAACACAAAUAAUCAUAAAGGCAUAGCCAUGGUUGAAUUCAUUGGCACAAUUCAGUGUAUGGAAUAGUGCCAUAUUAUGUAUCAGUUAUUUCUCAGUCCUGCGAUGGAGGCACCAUCACACCCAGACUUUGCAAAACCUGGCUCUCAACUUGUACUAUUCCGUGCCAGGAAAUCCUGGAGGAAGUUCCCAUCAUUCUAGGGAUGCCAAGAAUUGGGAGUGAGAUGAUUCUGUUGCUUUCUCUUGUUCUCACAAGGGUUUUACUGUAGCCCCAACUAGCUGGAGUCAAGAGCAAGCUUCCCCAACCUGGCACCCACUAAUUGUGUUGGACUUUUAGGAGUUGGCCUACACAGUGGUAGGGCUCUAGGUUUGGCGAGGGCAGAAGAAGAGAAAUUACUAACUGCUAGAAGACAUGUGAGCCUGUUAUUCAGGUGCAAAUUCCCCCCUCAUCUAAAUGCUGAACCUUUUCUUUGAACACACGUUAAUAGCCAUUGCUGGUUCCCCUCUUCAGUGUUUCAUAUCAGAAAUGUUUUUUUAAAUAAAUCUUUCUUAUUUGCAGGAAUCCAUUAGGGAAUCCAUUAGCACCUUAAAUACAGAAUGGGAGGGACAGAAAGAAGGGUCAGUGCUCUGAAGUUUCAAGCCGUUCUCGCAAUUUUUGCUGCUCUGUUAAGGUUCCUUAUGGGGCCUGCUGAGAGAUGGAAGAUCUCAACUGAAAUGAUGUAGCAGAAAUUCAGAAAAGGACACAGAAGUCCCCAUACUGACUUUCAAGGAAUACAAGGAAACAUCCAUAACCACCUUGAUUCAGAGAACAGCAGGAAUAGCAAAAGCUGCACACAAGAUAUCGGCUUCUGUAGCCAGGUCAGGCUGGUUCCGCAGGUGUGUACACAGCUACUUAGUGCUUAGGGGGAGAGGUCCUGACAGGUAGCACGUGAUUUCACAUGCAUUGAUCGCAUGGCUUGGUGAAGUCUUAUCCCAGGUAAGCAGCCUUGUUUGUAGCAAUGAAUUCUAAGAAAAUGGUUUCUACUGUGCUGUGGCUUCACUGGAUCAGUGUGACUGUGUUUUUUACUCCUUUUCUUUCUUGUUACAAAUGGCUGCAUCAUGACACUAGUAAUAGAGGACUUCAAAAAACCUCA
Candoia aspera is the source of this 3264-nucleotide messenger RNA. RefSeq names its product leucine rich repeat containing 3C (gene LRRC3C). The transcript has 3 exons. The coding region runs from base 1120 to 1902 and encodes 260 amino acids. Gene Ontology annotation, cellular component: plasma membrane. Lineage: Eukaryota; Metazoa; Chordata; Lepidosauria; Squamata; Candoiidae. Gene Ontology annotation, molecular function: protein binding. The record is from RefSeq and is a predicted model, not a curated record.